UGGGUUUUUCUCUGUAUUUAUUAUUGUGCUAUCUACUGUACAAUAUAAAGUGCCUUGAGGCAACUUUUGUUGUGAUUUGGCGCUAUAUAAAUAAAAUUGAAUUGAAUUGAAAAAACAACACAAUUGAAGUUAUCCUUGACAUAGCAGAGAAAACUGGAGAUGUAGAAAAUUUGAUCAACGCAUCGUAUACAGAUCCUUACUACAAAGGUGUAACAGGUCAGACAGCUUUGCAUGUUGCCAUUGAGAGACGGAGCUUUGAGCAUGUGAAGCUGCUAGUCCAGAAAGGACCAGAUGUGCAAGCCAAUGGAAAGUUUUUCCAGCGUCAUGCUGAAAUGGGCUUUUAUUUUGAAGAGCUGACGUGACUGACAGAGACUCACGAGGAAACACUGUUUUGCACACCUUGGUGGUCAUAGCAGACAACACGAAAGAAAACAGAUAUGAUUGCAAAGGUGUAUGAUGAAAUACUUGUUCAACACAACAAGCUUGACAAAAAAGUCCAGUUGGAAGAGAUUGAAAAUAAUGAUGGUAUGACUCCUCUAAAACUGGCAGCCAAGCUCGGCAAGAUAGAGCUGAUUAGACACAUGCUACACCGGGAAUUCAUGGAUGAGGAAACAAAGCCACUGUCCAGGAAGUUUACAGAAUGGAUCUAUGGACCUGUUCACUCCUCGCUUUAUGACAUGAUCUCCAUUGACACAGAUGAAAAAGAUUCUGUGUUGGAGAUAAUAGUCUUUGGAAGUGAAAUUCCGAAUCGCCCUGAGAUGCUCCAGAUCGAACCUCUUCGCAGUUUGCUUCAGACUAAGUGGGAAAGGUUCGCUUCCAAAUUAUUCCUGAUGAAUUUCUUGCUUUAUGUGAUGUACCUGACCAUUUUCACUACUGUGACAUUCUACAGGAAGGAGGGACAGCCACCGUUUCCCAUUGAAAAUAUUCCACUCGACCACCUCCGAUGUGUUGGUGAGCUCAUCAGCAUCUUUGGAGCACUGAGGUUUCUCUAUAAGACGAUAACUCCUUUCUGGAGGAAUCCCCCUACCUUCAAUGCUUUAUUUGUUGAUGGAUUCACUGAUAUUCUGUUUUUCCUGCAGGCAGCACUUCUUCUAAUCUGUGUGGUUGUAUGGGUGUGGGCUGAAGGAAUAUGUUGGCCUCCUUGUGCUCUCAUUGGCUUUCGCCUGGGUGAACCUUCUUUACUACCUAAGAGAUUCCAAGCAAUUGGGGAUGUACAGUGUGAUGAUGCAAAGACCAUUGUUGCUCUCAUACACAACUCCCCUCCGGCUCAAACAAAAAUUACAAAUGACACGGCAGCACAAAUGAGAAGCUUUUUUGAACCAUAUAAAUGCGUGAAGCUGAGUUACAAUGACAUUCGUUUUGCAGCACUGGAACUGUUCAAGUUCACUAUUGGAAUGGGAGAUCUGCAGUUCACAGACCAAGUUCAAUACAAAGAAGUUUUCUACAUCCUGCUCAACUGUUACAUAAUUCUUACAUACAUCCUGCUCCUGAACAUGCUGAUAGCCCUGAUGGGCAACACUGUCGAAAGAAUCUCCACACAAAGUGAAAACAUCUGGAACUUGCAGAGGGCCUUCACAAUUUUGGAUAUGGAGAGGACUCUACCAAGGUGGCUGAGGAGCAAGCUGCAAUGCAGAAUGUCUAGGAUGGUGUGUUCCAGAAACCCCAUGGACAAACAUAGAAGAUUUUUCAGGGUGGAAGAAAUGAACUGGAAACAAUGGAAGUCAGAUCUUGGUGUACACUGGGAAGAGGAGCCUGCUAAUGACAUGAUGGUACCACAGCCUCGUGGUAAGAUACCUGGGAAUCCAUGGAACCUAAAUAUGCUCUUGGAGAGGAUUCGUUCCAGACGUCAACAACGACAACAAUCCAAUAUUUCCUAGAUUAAUCAGGAAGAUCAAAAUCCGUGUGUGAGUGUGUGUGAUGGAAUUUUUUUUUUCCUAAAAAGAACUACAAUAUGUGUCUGUCAUUAAAGUGAACCUGUUUUGCUGUAUUCCAGUGCAUGUUUUCCUUUUAAAGUAAAUUUUCACUCACAAACUGAAAAAUGUCAUAUGUUAAGCCUUUUUCUGUUUGAAAUUCAAUGUGUCUUAUAGAUUA
Oreochromis niloticus (Nile tilapia) is the source of this 2091-nucleotide messenger RNA. Its product is annotated as transient receptor potential cation channel subfamily V member 1. The record is from RefSeq and is a predicted model, not a curated record. The transcript has 12 exons. NCBI's taxonomy places the organism in Eukaryota, Metazoa, Chordata, Actinopteri, Cichliformes, Cichlidae. Bases 438 to 1877 code for a protein of 479 amino acids. Gene Ontology annotation, biological process: calcium ion import across plasma membrane. Gene Ontology annotation, molecular function: calcium channel activity. Gene Ontology annotation, cellular component: plasma membrane.